This is a messenger RNA of Auxenochlorella protothecoides, 1263 nucleotides long. Its product is annotated as DNA primase small subunit. Gene Ontology annotation, cellular component: alpha DNA polymerase:primase complex. The record is from RefSeq and is a predicted model, not a curated record. NCBI's taxonomy places the organism in Eukaryota, Viridiplantae, Chlorophyta, Trebouxiophyceae, Chlorellales, Chlorellaceae. The coding region runs from base 1 to 1263 and encodes 420 amino acids. The transcript is spliced from 9 exons. Gene Ontology annotation, biological process: DNA replication, synthesis of primer.
AUGGGUACCCAAGAGAUGAUGAAGCUGUACUACGGCUGGAUCUUUCCAUACCGUGACUUCUACAAGUGGCUGGCAUACGGAAAUGACAGCAAGCUUCCACAGGCUGAUGCGGGCUUCAUGCAGCGGCGCGAGUUCUGCUUUACUCUGGAUGGCGAUAUUUUUGACCUGGACGGGCUGCAGGCAGCCAUCAAGGAGCGGUGCCCUUCAAAGCUUGACAUUGGGCCCGUGUACAACAUCAAUCCCGCACGCCGCGCUGCGUAUGCAGGUUCUGGCCAGACCUUCACGCCAGUGGAGAGGGAGCUGGUCUUUGACAUUGACCUCACAGACUACGAUGACGUGCGGACCUGUGGCUCCGGCGGGCAUAUCUGCAACAAGUGCUGGCCGCUCAUGGCAGUUGCCAUCCAGAUCCUGGAUGCCGGUCUGCGGCGCGACUUUGGCUUCCAGCACAUCCUGUACGUCUAUUCGGGGAGGCGCGGCGUGCAUGCCUGGGUCUGCGACGACCGCGCGCGCUGCCUGAGCGACGAGCAGCGCACCGCCGUCGCCAACUACUUUGCGGUGUACCGCGGCCAGGAGGGCGGCCUCGCUCGCCUGGCCUUGGGACUGGAGGAGCACCCCGCCGUCACGCGUGCGGCCGCCAUUCUGGAGCCCGUGUUCGUCGAGAGGCUGCUGCCCGAGCAGGGGCUGCUGUCCGACGACAAGCGGCAGGAGGCGCUGCUGGCCUACAUCCCCUCGGAGCGCGUCCGGGAGCGCGCUCGCCAGCGCUGGGCCCAGGGGGAGGCCGGGGACGACGUGGCCCGCUGGCAUGCGCUGGAGGAGGAGGUGGCCAAGGAGCAGGCGACCCUCGCAAAGGCGCGCGACACGCGCGGGGCAAAGGCCCUGGACCGCGCCAUGCGCAGCGUUGUAUUUGCCCACGCCUACCCACGCCUGGACCUGGAGGUGUCCAAGAAGAUGAACCACCUGCUGAAGGCGCCGUUCUGCGUGCACCCCAAGACGGGCAAGGUGUGCGUGCCCAUCGACCCCGAGCGCGCACACAAGUUUGACCCCGAGACUGUCGUCACGGUCGGCCGGCUCCUGGACCAGCUGAACAAGGCCCGGGGCGGGGUGAAGGGGAGCGAUGCGGGCGAGGAGUGGCGCUCCACCGACCUCGUCCCCGCCAUCCAGACCUUCCGGGCUUGCUUCCUGGACGGCCUCCAGGGCGCAUGCCGCGAGUCGCUGGCCGCCCGUGCCAGGGAGAGCGCCGCUCAGCCCACCUUGGUGUGGUGA